Molecule: messenger RNA, 765 nt
Organism: Scaptodrosophila lebanonensis
Lineage: Eukaryota; Metazoa; Arthropoda; Insecta; Diptera; Drosophilidae
Product: succinate dehydrogenase assembly factor 4, mitochondrial
Exons: 2
Coding region: 255-611 (118 amino acids)
Biological process (GO): mitochondrial respiratory chain complex II assembly
Cellular component (GO): mitochondrion
Source: RefSeq, a predicted model, not a curated record
UGCCGCCGACAAAAGAAAAACGAAAUCUUUAAUGGUACACGAAGCUGCCGUUACAAAUCCAACAUUUGGUGGCAGCAUAAAGUGGUCGCAGUCGACAGCGCGCCUAUAAAAACAACGAACGCAGCGGCAAUAAAUGCAAACGCGUUUUAACCGAGCAACUGACAACACGUAAUCAGCCGUGGAACUGAUUGUGAAAUACCAACAUCAAGAACAUUACUUUUUAAUAUCGUGCAAAAGAUUCAGACAUUGACAAAAUGCAAUCAUUGGCCAAACAAUCCAUGCGUACCUGGCCACAGGUCACCAAGCAAGUGAGCUACUACACAACGAGCAGUACAAUGCGCGCCUUGACCAAAGAUGACCCUCUAGUGGUUGAGGUGAAGGAGCCCAAGACACGCACCGAAAAGCUGAUGGCUUUCCAAAAAAAACUGCGCGCCAAAACACCGCUGGGCAAGUUGGAUGAAUUCUCUCGUCAUCCCUUCCAGGAGCAGGAGCCUCUGAAGCCGUGGCCCAACAAUGUCAACCCGCAUACUGGAGAAAUUGGUGGUCCCGCUGGUCCAGAGCCCACACGCUAUGGCGACUGGGAGCGCAAAGGACGAGUCACAGAUUUCUAGUCAACCCAAACACUUGUAACUCGUGGUAGAGACUGUAGUUAGGCUUUUUAUAAAAAUGUAGUUUAAGCAACAAAAUUAAGAACACACUAUGUAUGUAUACUCGAAACUUAAAUAUGUAUUUAGGGCUCUUUAAAUAGACAUACACCUGUAUAAA